AUGGAAAACAGAGUCAUUAGCCUCCUGGUCAUUGCGCUCAUUAUGUGCUAUGGAUUGUCAACGGCCGUUGGAUUUUAUCGAGAUGAAGACUGGGGGAAGCAGAGAGAAGACCCCGAUCAAGAGCAGGAAGAGCAAGAGCAAGAAGCGAUGAUGGGAGACGAGGAUUGGUUCUUGUUGCAGAACUCAAAGCAGGUGGUGAAAACUCGAGCUGGUGAAAUGAGAGUGGUGAAAAGCGUAGGUGGGAGGAUUGUUGAUAAGCCAAUGCAUAUUGGGUUUAUUACAAUGGAGCCCAAGUCCCUCUUUGUACCUCAGUACAUGGACUCCAGCUUGAUCCUCUUCGUCCAUUCUGGGGAAGCAAAGGUAGGGCUGAUAUACAGAGAUGAACUGGGAGAGAGGAGAUUGAGGGCUGGGGAUGUGUACAGAAUUCCAGCUGGUUCGCCGUUUUAUUUGGUGAAUACAGGGGAGGGUCAGAGACUUCACAUCAUCUGUAGCGUUGAUACAUCUGAGAGUUUGGGAAUGGGUACUUUGCAGUCUUUCUACAUUGGUGGAGGAUAUAACCCAGCAUCUGUACUUGCUGGAUUUGACCAGGAAAUACUCGAAAGUGCAUUCAAUGUUACAUCAUCAGAACUAAGUGAUUUCUUGUCAAGGCAACAAGAUGGUCCGAUUGUAUAUGUGACUGAUUCACCUCAUCCACCAAGCCUUUGGUCAAGAUUCCUAGAGCUGAAAGAGCAUGACAGACUCCAAAAUAUGAAGAGAAUGGUGGGCUUCACAAAAGAACCUGAUCACCAAGAAGAAGACCAAUCAUUAGCAUGGUCAUGGAGGAAGCUUCUCAACUCUGUGUUCGGAUCAAAUGACAAGAGAAGAGACGAUCCCGAUGCUUACAAGGGAAAAGGAAAAUCUCAUGAUGCUUACAACCUCUUCAAGAGAUCUGCAGAUUUCAAAAACGACUAUGGCUGGAGCAAGGCACUUGACGAAUCUGAUUACUCGCCACUAAGAGACUCUGGCGUUGGUGUCUUCCUUGUCAACCUUUCUGCAGGGUCAAUGAUGGCACCACAUGUGAACCCAAUAGCAACAGAGUAUGGGAUUGUAUUGAGAGGCUCUGGCACAAUACAGAUUGUAUUUCCAAACGGAACCUCGGCAAUGAAUACUAAAGUUCAAGAAGGAGAUGUGUUUUGGGUCCCAAGGUACUUCCCAUUCUGUCAAAUUGCAUCAAGAACUGGUCCUCUUGAGUUCUUUGGAUUCACCACCUCGGCACGCAAGAACAGGCCACAGUUCUUGGUUGGUGCUAGCUCUGUUCUUAGGGAGCUCAGAGGACCUGAGCUUGCAGCUGCUUUUGGUGUGAAUGAGGAUCGGUUGAGUCGAAUUGUUCAUGCUCAGCGUGAGUCUGUGAUCUUGCCUUCGGUGCAAGCAGCUCCUCCUUACAAGGGGGAGGAGAGAGAGCCAACCCCGGAGGAGGAGACAGGGAAGCAAACCCCAUACAAGGAGGACGAGAGGAGGCAGGAAGACAGGAGGAGGCGGGAAGACGAGAGGGAGCAAUCAGCUGAGGAAGAUGAGAGAAGGCAACCCCCAUACAAGGAAGAUGAGAGGCAGCAGUCGUCACAGGAGAAGCAGAGGAGGCAACCUCCAUACGGGGAAGGGGAUGUGAUGUUUCAGAGGCUCCCAAAGGUGAUCAAGAGUUUCGGGAAUGAGAUGGUUAUGGGUUUUGAUUGA
Molecule: messenger RNA, 1710 nt
Organism: Rosa chinensis
Lineage: Eukaryota; Viridiplantae; Streptophyta; Magnoliopsida; Rosales; Rosaceae
Product: vicilin-like seed storage protein At2g28490
Exons: 4
Coding region: 1-1710 (569 amino acids)
Source: RefSeq, a predicted model, not a curated record